AUGGGUUCAGGGGAUGGACUCCGUGUUUCUGCUGUGCCAGGACCGGCACAUAAUACUUCUGUAUCCCGCACAUCGGUCCGGCCAAAAGCCUGCAGUCGAGUGACUGGAAUGUGCAAGGAGUCAUGUAGGCUACCGAAAUGGAAAAGGACUAGGAUGCCGAUCUGUAAUUAUAACGCACGUACGCUUGCAUCGGAAGCGGCCAUCGAAGAUCUGAUGAUGCAAGCCAAGAAGAUCAAGUACUUGGUAGAAUUGGAAGGAAAUCCACUAUGA
Messenger RNA from Necator americanus (New World hookworm), 270 nucleotides. RefSeq lists its product as uncharacterized. The transcript has 2 exons. Bases 1 to 270 code for a protein of 89 amino acids. The record is from RefSeq and is a predicted model, not a curated record. NCBI's taxonomy places the organism in Eukaryota, Metazoa, Nematoda, Chromadorea, Rhabditida, Ancylostomatidae.